Caenorhabditis briggsae is the source of this 1623-nucleotide messenger RNA. The transcript is spliced from 5 exons. Gene Ontology annotation, cellular component: nucleus; cytoplasm. Gene Ontology annotation, molecular function: protein tyrosine phosphatase activity. The coding region runs from base 1 to 1623 and encodes 540 amino acids. The record is from RefSeq and is a predicted model, not a curated record. Lineage: Eukaryota; Metazoa; Nematoda; Chromadorea; Rhabditida; Rhabditidae. Gene Ontology annotation, biological process: protein dephosphorylation; G2/M transition of mitotic cell cycle; positive regulation of G2/MI transition of meiotic cell cycle.
AUGAUGUGCGACGAUGACUCGACUUCGCGCGAUUCGGGAUUCUCCGAGCCGAUGGACGAGAACACGCCAGUGUGUUUCAAGUCGCUGUCGGAAGGACUGGAGCACAUCCAUGUCGGAGAAGUAGCUGAAGAAUCCACGAUUCGGAGCCCAUCGAGACAGCAGAAAAAGUGCCAAAAAGUUCUAAAAUCUUCGUCGAGCCGCCGCCUGUUCCCCCUCACGUCUUCCGAAGCUCUCGCCAUCCGCAACACGAAUCUUCCUGAGCAGCCAAGUCGAAAGCGGUCAAUAAUUAUGAGCGACGAUGAGAAGCGGCAAAACCACAAGAAAAGCGUAUCAGCAUUUGCUUAUGUGCAAAAAUGCCAAGAGAUUAAAUCCAAAGAAUCCAGCUACGCGGAAUCCGAAGAAGGCACCGACGAAGCCGAUGUAAAUAGAAUGGAGGGUGAUUACGUGGAAAAUGCUAAAACCAGCUCAAUGCUGGACGACAUUCUUGGAUGUAUUCGUCAUCAGCAGCUACAACCAGUGUAUUCCUCACUACCAUCGUUGCCUUCUGCGUCUGCGUCUGCGGAUGCUUAUGUGCAAAAAUGCCAAGAGAUUAAAUCCAAAGAAUCCAGCUACGCAGAGUCUUCCCCAUCGGCGUCAUCCGAAGCCUCCUCUUCCGAAGCCUGCUCAUCUGCGUCAGGAUCAGCUUCUCGUUCGUUCGCGCUGCCAAAGGUAAAGGCUAAGCGCAAACUGAAAACUAGUCAAACGACGCCAAAUGUGGAAAAUGUGGAAGAGGAAGAAGAAGUCGAUAACGCCCAUCCGACAGUCAAAUAUCACCUCGAGACGCUCAACGAAAAAUGUUUCACUUCGUACCGCCUGAUUGGUCGCAAAACUCUGAUAGGACUGAUAAACAAUAUGACUGAUGAAGAAUUCAACAAAAAAUAUAUUCUUAUCGAUUGUAGAUAUCCUUUCGAGUACGAAGCAGGGCAUAUUAAGCACGCUAUCAACUGCUACGAUACAGAAGAAGUGGGAAAGCAUUUCUAUCAAGGAGAGGGAAAAAAGGAAGCUUUCCACGAAAGGGUGCCAAUUUUCUACUGUGAAUUUUCGCAAAAAAGGGGUCCGAAGAUGGCGAGCGCUCUUCGCGCACUCGAUCGAGCUCAGAACGACUAUCCGAAGUGUCAUUUCGCGGAGUUGUACGUGCUCUAUCAAGGAUAUCGAAAGUUUCAUCAGUUUGUUGAAGCGGAGGGCAUUUCGGAUCUGUGUCACCCGAACAACUACGUUGAAAUGAACGAUAAUCGGUUUAGUACGGAGCUCAAAAAGUACACGCAACACAAGAAGAAGAAGAACCUCCCGACACGUCGAGUGAGUUCGCGAAAACUCUCUGAAGAUCAAAAAGACGGCGAGAAGGCGACGACGUCGAAAGAACGAGAUGGCUCCGUUGCCGGAACUUCUGAUGACGCUGAAGCGCGAUCGCUCAACGCCAAUAAUCGAACCCCUCAAGUGCCACGUACAUCCUAUUCACGAAGGAAUUUGUUCACGAUUGCACAAGAAUCACCGACGAACUUCGACCGACAGAAAUUGCCAAGUCGUAAUGAUGGGCUGAAGACGCCAUCGCCUGCCAAACCAUCUAGUUUCCCCCUAUUAUAG